AUGGCAUUGUGGUUGAUUUUCUUGGAUCUGGCCUCAAAGUCACGAGAGUUACGUUCCAAGUAUAUUGCGUCUUGGGCCCAAAGAAGGUCCUCGAAGUUCUCGUCCAAGUACUCCUUGAACUUGGCUGUCGUCAACAACAACCACGAAAUUGUAUUUGUCACCGAGCUUUUUGAUUCUGAUCAAAUCAGGAGUUUUCAAAAGCGGGUUGGAUGGACACUCGCAAAACAGCGACAGAAUUCUUUCUCCGCCCUCCAGUCUCUUCUCCAAGUCGUCAAGCGAGUCGUCGUCUCCAAAUCCGUAGAAAUGAACACCGGCUCCCCACUUUUUGAGAAUGUUCAAUGUGUCAACGUACGGGAAUCCAAAACACACGGAUUUGAGGUCCUUGGAUUCCAUGGUGUUCAGCAACAAGUGGUGAGCAGUGAAGAUGGCAGUCAUACCAGAGGAACACAGGUAAACGUCAUCGUCGCUCAGCUCAGCAGAAUGGGUAGUCGCGAUUCUAUGUCUAAGGAUCGACUUUGCUUCUUUGGCGAAACGUAA
Molecule: messenger RNA, 537 nt
Organism: Ogataea philodendri
Lineage: Eukaryota; Fungi; Ascomycota; Pichiomycetes; Pichiales; Pichiaceae
Exons: 2
Coding region: 1-537 (178 amino acids)
Source: RefSeq, a predicted model, not a curated record